AUGAAUACCAGAAUGAAUGGCAAGAUUUUGAAGAAUUUAUUGAAAGUUUCUAAGAAUUUGAUAAAGAAAAAAGAUGAUCCUUAAAGUUUAGAAAUUGAAAAUAGCGAGAACCUUAAUGACUUCAAUUGCUUCUUUUUGCCAAGUUACUCUGAAAAUGAUACUCUUUAUAAAGAAUAGAAUGAGAGUACUUUGAGAUUCAUCAAUUUCAUUAUUUAAAAUGAAUAAGGUAAUCUAAGAAACUAAAUAGAAUUAAAGCAACAAAUUUUAGCAAUUACUCAUAAGCUAAAUCAAGUAUAAAAAAUAUCAGAUUUAAAACCAUUAAGUGUUUUUGACUUCGUGAGUAUUCAAUUCGAGGUUCAUUUCGAAAAUGAAGAUAUGAUAAAGACUUAUAGAGAUCUAGUAUCAAAACUAAAAGUUAUUAAAAAUAAGAAAGAAUUUCUAGAACACACUCUUGAAAUUCUUGAUAUACCUUCUAAGAGAGAUAUUCUAUGGGAAUCUAGAGCUAUUUCUCAUACAAUGAGUGGACUAUCAAUGGGUGCCUCAGCUGCUGGUAUAGCUACUGCUGGUGCUGCCCUAGCAGGAGCUGCUGUGGUACCUAUUGCGGGUUGGAUAGUUGCUGGAGUAACUCUAGCUACUCUAGCUUCAAAAAUUGCAGUUGAGUAAACUGUAUUAAAGUCAAAAUAACAAGAAGUUGAAAAAGAAGUUAAAAUGGUAGAGGAUUUUAUGCAGGAGGUUAAAUAGAUCAUGGAAGUUCUAGAAUAAAUUAAGGAUAUAAUUGAAAAAUCUUCCUCACUCAAAAGACUUCUUAUUUUCCUGAUCAUCAAAACAAUCAAGAAUGAUGCAGAUAUAUAAUAUUCAAAACUCAAAUAGAAAGUUAUUGAAGAAUAUGUCAAGUAUAAUGAGAGAGAUUUUGAGCUUUCACUUCUUUCAACCAAUGUUUCAUCUGAGGAGUUCAAAUUCUAAGAUUUUGGAAACUAGUAUUUUAGUUCUAUUGGAAAUAAUCUCUCUAAUGGAGGAAUACAAAUGCUUUAAUAGCUGUAAAAAGUUGAAUUCUUCACAAGAAACAGUAGAAAAAUUUAUAAAGUUUCUGAGAUAGGAUAUAAAACAAUUGAAGAACUUCAGACAGCAAAAAAUCUAGGAGGAUUCGCUUCCAAAGCCUCGGGUACCGAUGGAAUCAGAUUAAUAGGACAGAAUACUAAGGCAUUCAAAGAUGUAUAAAAAUUCAAUGUCGGAAAAGUGAGUAAUAUUGGAGGAGCAGCUAAAGUAUCACAAGGGUUUGGAUUUGCAUUUGGAGUGGUAGGCUUAGCUCUUGAGUCAUACUCUGUUUUCUAAUUUGAAGAUGAUUUCAAGAAGAAGAUUUAGCAGAUGGAUAGCUUCGAAAAGGCCAUUAAUGAUCUUAAGGAAUAGUUACCAAAUGUUCUAGAAUUCAUUUCUAACUUUGAAUCUCAAGCCCUAGAAUAAUAAUGA
Stylonychia lemnae is the source of this 1467-nucleotide messenger RNA. The record is from the annotation of a GenBank genome assembly. NCBI's taxonomy places the organism in Eukaryota, Ciliophora, Spirotrichea, Sporadotrichida, Oxytrichidae.